Messenger RNA from Eucalyptus grandis, 1436 nucleotides. RefSeq lists its product as uncharacterized. The transcript has 8 exons. NCBI's taxonomy places the organism in Eukaryota, Viridiplantae, Streptophyta, Magnoliopsida, Myrtales, Myrtaceae. The coding region runs from base 441 to 1067 and encodes 208 amino acids. The record is from RefSeq and is a predicted model, not a curated record.
GCGCGCAGACCUGCAGAGGAGGAGAGGCGCAGCAGCGCAGUGUCAGAGAGAGCAGGAGGAUCGGGGGAGCAGCUCCGGCGUGAUCCGCGGGUCGGGGAGCAGUCUGGUCGACAGGCUGGCAAGGCAGGAGCCCGGCACGCCUGCCGUUGGCCUUGAAGAGCUUGGGGGACCUGCAGAACAAGAACGAGAAGGGAGCCAGAACACAGGGGAGACGGAACGAGAGAGCUGGGGAGAGUUUUCGGAGAGACAGAAAGCGACCUGGAGAGAGAGAGUGAAACUUGAGGACGAGAAGGAGUUUUCAAGCAGAUCGGCCACGCUCGAACCCUCUUCGCCGACCUCUGGCCAAUACCCUCUAGCAUACGAUCUUUCGCUCCCGAAUCUCCGCGUCGCUGGUUGUCGUCCCGUUAAUAGAGUGCUGCGUGUGAAAGUGGAAAGCUGCAAUGGAGAGAAAGGCGAGCAAAGUGGGUUCUGAUAUCCCCGAAUGGAUCGAUCCUCAUGUUGGCCGGUUAAAGUCCAUGUUUGAGCAGAAUCGGAAGCUCUAUAGGGAGAAUGAAGAGACUAUAUUGAGUUUGAUGUCUCAGAUCAAGUCAAUGUUUGAUGAAUUGAAGUCAGAACAUGAGAAGGACAGUCAAUUUCUUGUGGAGUUACUUCAACAGAGUUUCAGAGUAAGUGAGGAAAAAUAUAAUAUUUUUAUUCUUUUGAACAAGGUUUACCUUGGUGAUGCAAUUUUUGCCGAGAGAGAAUUCACUCGAUGUAUUGAUGAUUUGCAGCGUGAAAGUAGUUUCAGGAAUGCAAACGUCAAGUUCCAUGAACUUAAUGAGAAGUUAUGUGAGGAUAAAGCUUCUCAUCAGCAAGCCCGUUUGCAGGCUUUAGAUGAUAUUUUUUCCAAAUUUGAGGAGGCGAAGGAAAGGUUUAUCAUGCAAUAUGAUCAAAUAAGUAAGAAGGAGAAGUCUAUGAUAUCUGCACUUGCUGAUAAGGUCGCCAAACUGGAUAAGUCCUUGAAAAUAGAAGAAGAGAUUGAAGAAGAAUUCAAAACGUUGAUGCGGACACUUUGCUUAUAUAUGUGAACGCCUCAGGUUCCCACAUAUGGUAGUGCCCAAUAAAAUUGUGCUUGGAGCACAACACCAGACAUUCUUUCAUGUCUUUCGACAUGAAGAUUUUGAAUCUGGCGACAUGAACGAGCUAUCAUCUCUUACUUUGCACUUCUACUGUCGGACAUGUAAUUAUGUAAUUAUGUAAUUAUGGUAGUGCCUAAUAUACUUCUGCCUGAAGCACAACACCAGACAUUCUUCCAGGUCUUUUAACAUGAAGAUUUAGGGCUAGACUUAGUUCUUGUUGCGAGGCAACUGAGCAAUGGUGGCGCGCACGUUUCUCCUUCUGUUUGCUAGUGUGCCCUUUCUUUCCCAACAAGGAAUUAACUUGCUCUAUUAGCAUUA